This is a messenger RNA of Exophiala xenobiotica, 1935 nucleotides long. RefSeq lists its product as uncharacterized. The coding region runs from base 1 to 1935 and encodes 644 amino acids. The transcript is spliced from 2 exons. Lineage: Eukaryota; Fungi; Ascomycota; Eurotiomycetes; Chaetothyriales; Herpotrichiellaceae. The record is from RefSeq and is a predicted model, not a curated record.
AUGCCAGAUGAGCCGUGGAGGGAUGAAAUCCAAGAAUACGCCGUCCUCCUUCAAGCAGUUUCUAGUGGAGACCGAUCAAAAGUCGUCAAACUCCUCGGAGACUAUCUCUUGCGAACCCAGGACGGGAGCUCCGAAGUUGACCCAUCACUUGAUGAGCAGCAACAAGAAGAACAACAGGGUCUAUAUGAGGAUGAUGAGGGGAACUAUGAUGAAGACUACUAUGAGGAUGAGGACGGACAGUACCAUGGCCAGUACGGGGAUUAUGGAGAGAAUGAAGGAUAUGGAGAUUACCAUAAUGAUGGACAACACGAUAUUUAUCCCGACGACCACGAAAACAACGACACAACCUAUCCAGUUGCAAAACAACGGAAAAGAGUACGAUUCGCUGAUGAAGAAGGGACAUAUGCUUUGGAGAAUACUGAGCCCAGCCGCCCCGAAGAUGGCUACGAAUACGACAGAAAUGGUGACGACUACCACGGGGCGGAUUUCGAUCCCAACAGCUAUGAUGGCCCUUAUGAUAGCGACUUGUACAUGUCUGGCGCGUUGGCGUAUGGCGAUCACCAGAGCGAUGGAUUCAAUCAUGCCUAUGACCAGAAUUAUGCUCAGCAAAACGGUGACGGCUAUCUGGGUCAAGAUCCCGGAUACGAUGAUCAGUCUUAUGGCGGCUAUGAUCAAGAGACAUAUCCUGGCCAAUACGAGCCGGACUAUCACAGGCAAUAUGAUGCUACCAGUUCUCUGGGCUCAGCGGGCUAUGAUACAAACGACGCCAAUUAUGCAUAUAACGACAAUGAACCCAACUUGGAGGGAAUUGGCGAUGAGGGUGACGAAACAGCUCUUAUUGGCGAUGAUGAUGAAGCUGUUCGAGACAGCUCUGCCUUUGAUGAGCUGGGGAUCGAAGAUCAAUGGGACGAACAUCUGGAUACAGCAGAUACGAAUGAGAUUGAUCAGAUAGGCCCCGGAAUGGAAGAGCAGGAAGAACAAGUAGGGCAGCUUAAUCCCGACCUUCAAGAUUUUGGAGAUGAGAAAGGCUUCAACAAUCAAGAUGAGGACUAUGAAGAACAAGAAGCUCAAGCAGGCUCGGCCCAUAUGCACAAUGGAACUAGUGUCUCGAUGACAGGCCCUACAUCUGAAGAGGUCUUUGACCAAACAUACGAAGGCCACCUUGGAUGGAAAGACACCACGGAUGAAGCAGACCAUGACCCAAGGAUUGCCACAGGACAAGUCGGCGCAGGCAAUAACCAGGAUCGCCUAGGUUACCCACCAGACUCUCCUUCAGAGUAUUCGGUGGGCUCGAACGGAGGAUCUUGCAACACUGAAGAUGAUGAUAAUUCAUACGCAAGGGACCCCGCAAGUGUACUGAAAGAUACAAACGUCCCAAGCAGCGAAGCAUAUGCUGGCUUGUUGGACGAGCUCCCUCAGGAUUCCGGAGACUCCGAGCCAAAGUGGAAUCUUGAUGAGUUGAUUCCAGACACCAAUCGUCUUCAGGAUCAAAGCAGGUUUCCAGAAGAUCUGGACGAAGAUUGUGAAACAGAAGCAUAUCCAGAGGCCGGUGAUGGAUACAUGACCCGCAACCCCUUAAGACACAUUUACGAAGCCGAAAGAGCCGAUGCGAACCCUGUUCGGCCUUACUACGACGAUGCUCCUCUUCCUUUCAAUAGGCCGCAAGUCAUCUGGGGUGAGCCUUUGGAUGAUGGACUCGAUGCAACGCCGCUGUACUACGACGAGGACCUGCAAGACGAAGAUUACGAAUCCACCACAGAUAGCAUUGACCCUCACUAUAACGUGUUCCAGCUUGGCUCGAGAUUCUACACUCACUUCAACGAUUCAACAGACGAUCCAAAGAUACGAAGGCAUAUGUCUAGACGCGUCAACCCCAAGAGAACUCCCCUAUAUCCUCGCUCCUUCAUCGACAAGAUUCGGGAACGAUUAUCUUAG